AUGUCCUUUGGGUGGUCAGUUGGCGAUCUCGUGAACACUAUCGAACUACUAGUGAGCGUGGCCGCUUCACUGAAGGAGAUCGACGGUUCACAAGAGCAUUACCAGCAGGAAAGUGCAUAUUUGGUGGAUCUUGCCAGUACCCUCCAGCAUCUGAAGGAUCAUGACUCGUAUCUACCUUGGGCAUCCCAAGGCGUUGACACCCUCAAAAAGUCCGUGGAGCGGUUUGGAAAGCGACUGAGCGCGAGGUUCGGAGACAGCCUGGGCAGCGAUAACAAGAGCAACAGGCAGUCUCUUAUUGAGAGACUAAAGGGUGCUCCCAGAAUGAUCCAAUAUGGCUUAUUUGUCUCACGUGAAGUCGACGAGUUACGUCGUAGGAUUGAUAUUCCGUUGAAGAAUGUCAUUGUUGGCCUUGGUAUCGACAACAACAACCUCGCCGCUCAGAUUCAUCAAAUUGCACUGCAAACACACUCUGUUGUCGAUGAUUUGAGAAUCUCAUUAUCCAAUCUCUCAGCAACUACCUUAGGGAGUGAAGAACAAGCGAAAGGGGCGCAGUGUGAGCACAAGAUAUCAGAAGUGACACACUGGUUUAAUCCACUGCCGCUUGAGGAUUAUCAUCGUCGAGUACUCGUCAGCCUAGUUCAUAGCUCCUGCGAGUGGCUCUUUGAUAGAGACGAGUUUGCUUUAUGGAAGUCGGCCGAUAAAAUUCACGAUAGAUAUCGGAUGCUCUGGAUCAUGGGCAAGGCGGGAGCCGGCAAAACUCAUUUAGCAGCUCGGAUUAUUGAAGAGUUGAAGCUGUCAGCUAGCAAGCUCGCAUACUUCUACUGCGAUGCCAAAGAUGACAGACGUGUGUCUGUCACCAGCAUCUUGCGCAACUGGACCUGGCAACUACUUCAACAAGACCCGUUUUUGCUGGAUGAUGUGGUUCCGAUCAUAGAGAAGAAGCAGUUAGCCAGCCAAGCUGUUCUUGAGGAUAUCCUAUUUACUAUCCUCCAAAGAUUACAGGAUGCAAUCCUCGUCAUCGAUGGGUUUGACGAAUGCGAAGAUCAAGAGCAAGCGAAGCUUUAUCGAGUCCUAGCUCGCUUUUCCCAGGAUGCCCGGGUUUUGGUCUUUCGAAGGAGCCUAAAUCUUUCCAACAAGUUGAUGGUUCCAGACGAAUGCCUCAUUCUAUAUGAUAUUUCUGAGGAUGACAACUUGACUGAUAUCCACCGAUACAUUGAGGAAGGUGUGGCUGAUCUUGAAAUCGACGACGAUGAUAUCAGAAAGACUAUUGAUACAACUCUGCGAUCGGGGGCUCAUGGGAUGUUUUUAUGGGUGGCAUUGAUGAUUGAAGAGUUACGGAGGCCGCUUUUUAGCGACGCCGAUUACCUCGAGACAUUGAAAUAUCUGCCGGAAGAUCUCAAUAUGCUGUAUAUCCAAAUUCUGCGGGGCCUCUCGUCUCAUCCUCGUGAUAUUCCAAUCUCGAGAAGUCUUCUGCAGCUCAUGGCGUGUGCGCGUAGACCACUAACUCUGCAUGAGGUUGGAGCUUCCAUGAAGGUCACUGUUGGUGGAACCAAACUCGACACAUCGGCCAUGUCUGAGAAGCGACUUCGACGGACCAUUCUUCAAUACUGUGGACCUUUGGUCACAAUACAAAAACGGCCCGGCGCUCACCCUACGGCAACCCUGGUUCAUUCCUCCUUAAAAGAGUUCUUACUUGAGCCCCAAGAAGCUAGUGCUCAGACACCAUUCAAGAUCAAUGGGGGUGAUGCCCAUUUGGCUCUAACGCAAAUAUGUUUAACAUAUCUCUGCUACGACAAUAUCGAAGCUCCCCCAUACGAUGUAUUCGAUGAAGUGGUGAUGUCAGAAGAUAGAGAUACAAGGUCGUGGGACCACAGUACAAUGAGGGCCCACAUGGAAAGUCGGCUCGCUGCCUUUCUUGAGAAAUAUCCACUUCUGGAAUACUCGUCUCUCCAUUGGUGGUGGCACCUCACCCGUUCGUCGUCCUGGACAGAGAGUUACAAUCUUCUUCUACGUUUGUGCCACUCGAGUCGAAAGACUGUCAGAUGGCUCCAAAUGGUUCAAUACUUCCAAGGUGAUCGUGGCAUUUGGGGUUCGAGUAAGGGCCAAACAGACCUGGAGGAGAUUGCUUCUCUCCGAGAAGUGCUUCCUGCGGAAGACACAGUCUUCUCUACUUGGUUGAAAUCAUUUGGUCGUGAACCUCACAGCCGAGUUAACCUCACAAAAUGGCAAAAUUUUCUCCUCUGCGGGGCAGCAAAUGACUUCUUGCCCGAAAUUCACGUCGCAGCAUACUUUGACUUUGCUCAGCUGGUCGAAGAUUACCUUCUUGAAGGGGUGAAUGUAAAUCAGAAAUCUCACACAAGGCAGCCACCUCUCUCUCUUGCUGCCAUUGGUGAUUCAUUCGACAGCAUGAGGGUUUUGCUACGACAUGGAGCAGACGUAAAUGCAACAGGCUGGCACAACAUGACUCCCCUACAGUGGACAAGUCGACCUUCGGCUUGGCCCACAGUAUAUCCAGUACCAUACAUUGCUGGACAAAUCUUGCUCGACGCAGGCGCGAGGAUAUCUCGGGAUUGUAACAACAACUUCUUAGCAUUGGUCUGCCAAAGCUCUUUUCCCCAAGAUCCAUUCUGUCUUCCUUUCGUCUCGUUACUGUUAAAGCACGGUGCAGAGGCUGUGAUAGAUCAAGGUCAUCCUCGCCCUCCUCUUCAUUGGGCUGCCAUCUGUGGCAAUGCAGCCCUGGUCAAGCUCCUACUUGAGCAUGGAGCUAAGCACGACUCCAGUCCUCAGGGUGUCCCGGGUAGGGAGACACCACUUUUGCACGCAUGUGCCACGACAGGGGAUAAGCUGAGCGUUGUUGAUCUGCUUCUUAGUGUCGGUGCCUCAGUGUCGGCUCGACGUAACGAUGGUCGUUCAGCUUUGCAUCUAGCAUCCAAACAUCCACCGCAGAUUGGAAUGAUGCUGCUCCAGGCCGGUGCAGAUGUCAAUGCAAGAUCUAUGGAUGGCUGCACUCCAUUACAUGACGCAAUUAUUGAUGAAAACAUGGAAAUGAUUGACUUGCUACUUGCAAAUCACUCUACCGUGGAUAUCAAAAAUGAAGCGUCUUUAACGCCACUCGCGCUCGCAGUUGAGAAUCAUUGUUCUGGUGCCAUCCAGAGACUUCAAGCUGCUAAUACGAUUAUGGAAAGUAUGGAAAAAGUUGACCCAGUGAUGCCAACACAGCCAUCCAUCUACUGGCCUAGACAUCCCCGUGAUAUUUUUGAGGUUUAUUGGGUUCUACAGCUAGCGUGGGCUCCACACAGGCCCCCACAACCGAUAUUGCUUCGGAUUCUAGACUUGGCAAGAUAUUGGCUGCGAUCUCAAACAUCCCAGAGUGGGCUAGUAAGCUGCGAUGAGAAAGAAUGUCAAGAUCGUCGGCCAUAUUUGAUCUCUGAGCCCAUCCGAGGUGGAAAAGACAGACCCGUGCGGGAGGUCCAGUUUGUAAUCUGGAGUCAUGACCAAGGCUUCAGCUCCUAUCCUGAAUUCCAUGGUACUUUCGAGUCCUCCUUCACUUGGUUCGACGUCGGCAUCGAACAGCUACCUCACAGACCGCCUAUUAAUAUUAAAGAGGGAGAGCGCGUCUUGACGACCAAUAUUCACGCAAGCAGGAAGUUGAGGCGUCAUCAGAUAAUAUACGGUGAAUCGGCGGUCAAGCAGAGGGGCUGGUUGGAAAAGCUUCAGGUAGGUGAUAGGGUUUCAAUUAUCCCUAUGGCUCAAUAUCCAGCCUGGAGGAACUUUGUGAGCGAGGCCUCGAUUGAGGUUUUCAGAGAAAGAAGGGGUCAGCUGGAUCACGCCUCACAUUCUAAGACGGUCGAUGCCGUGCCGUAUUGGGCUUUGCAGAAGCGUCACAACGGUCCGAAAUGGUGCGCCGCGAGGGCAAUCUGA
Messenger RNA from Penicillium longicatenatum, 3921 nucleotides. RefSeq lists its product as uncharacterized. NCBI's taxonomy places the organism in Eukaryota, Fungi, Ascomycota, Eurotiomycetes, Eurotiales, Aspergillaceae. The record is from RefSeq and is a predicted model, not a curated record. Gene Ontology annotation, molecular function: protein binding. The transcript has 2 exons. Bases 1 to 3921 code for a protein of 1306 amino acids.